AUGGCUAAAGCCAAACCUUCUGUGGCCCGGCCACGCAAAAGGGGACGCCCACGCACCGUUAUAACUGAUCACCAAGACCCGGAAGAGAAACGUCGCAACCAGGUUCGGCUAGCGCAGCAAGCCUAUCGUCGGCGCAAGGAGACUACGAUCACUAGUCUACAAACCCGAGUGCAAGAACUAGAGUCGGGAAUCGAGGAGAUUAUCAAAUCCUUCCUAUCUUUCAGCAAUCUCCUCAUAGAGGGCGAAGAUUUCAAGCAAUAUCCCCGUGUGCUCUACGCUCUCCAAAAAGUGACGCAGCAAUGCGUGUCACUCGCCAAAAGCGGAUGUGACGAAUCGGAGCCCGAUCAAGUGGAUCCUGCUACUAACGCGACAAAUAACGCCCCUGGAGAAGGUGUUACAAGAGGCGUAGAGCUGGAUCCCAAUUUAAACAUCAAACAACACGAUGCCUUCCCGAUAGUUGAACCAAGGACUCAGUCCUCCGUCGCAGCAGCGUCCCAGUUGCCCGUUUCACAGACCCCCAGAGUGCAAUCUUCUCAUGGGCAAGCCAUUCACCCGUUUGAAAUCGCCCUAACAUCACCUACUAUGCAGUUCUCGACUUCAAGUCCGCCUUUACUUAACUCACCGAUCGUCAGAUCUACCGGGAACGUUAUCAGGGAAGGACAUUACGCGCUCUCCCAUAGCCUUGUUCGAGAGUGCUACGAAAACGGAUAUCAGUUGCUAAUAAGUUCAUCUGAUGGUGACACAAGGAUUCAGGAAAUCUUCGGCCGACAACUGACCACCCUCGAGCGUACACACAUGAUUUCUGUAUUUUACGCUGCCGUGCACAAGGAAGAUGGUGAGAUGAUUGAGCUCGAGACCCAAGUACCCAGCUCUUUCUAUCCUAAGAAGGACGCAUACUAUCCAGAACAGAUCGCACUAUCCAGAAGAUGGCAUAUAGCAAUUGAGUCUGGUGCUGAUGACUGGCUGGAUGCGAGUGGCGUGCAGAAACUUUUGCAGGAGAAAGGACUUAUUAUUCAGGGUAAUGGUUUUAUGCAUUCUAGCCCGCAAGUCACUUCCUGGUUGAAAUUUAAUGCGGCUGCCUUUAUCAGACUCCUCUCUCUUGGGCCCACUUGCGUUGGCCGUGGGCCAAUAUUCCGAAAACGGGAUGUUGAAAAUGCGUUACACCUCACCACUUCAAGAAAUCUCUAG
Penicillium argentinense is the source of this 1188-nucleotide messenger RNA. Its product is annotated as bZIP transcription factor. The transcript has 3 exons. The record is from RefSeq and is a predicted model, not a curated record. Lineage: Eukaryota; Fungi; Ascomycota; Eurotiomycetes; Eurotiales; Aspergillaceae. Gene Ontology annotation, biological process: regulation of DNA-templated transcription. Bases 1 to 1188 code for a protein of 395 amino acids. Gene Ontology annotation, molecular function: DNA-binding transcription factor activity.